Prorocentrum cordatum is the source of this 1691-nucleotide messenger RNA. Lineage: Eukaryota; Dinophyceae; Prorocentrales; Prorocentraceae. The record is from the annotation of a GenBank genome assembly.
AGCCUUUUCUGUCCACAGGGCAGCUCGGCUUGGCCGCUCUGGUGGCCUUGGUCCACCAGAAGGUCGGCAUGGCGGCUGAGCUCGAUGGCGGGCUUGGCCAGGAGGCGGCCUGCGCGGCCGGGCGCCUGGCGAUGUUCGUCGUGGGCUGCCUCGGCUCGGCCUCCCGGAAGAAGGCCGGCGAGAAGCUCGGGCUCAUGGGCAGCUGCUCGGAGGAGGACUUCGCGCACGUGCUGCGGCACCUCGAAAUCCUCACGAUGCAGAGGGCGGCGAAGCUCGCGGGCGCGCCGCCCGACGUCGCGGCUGCCGGCGGCCAGACCUGCAAGCAGGAGCCGUUCUGCUGCAGCCAGACGUUCCUUGUUGCGCUCUGCAGCGCUUGCGGGAUACCCGCUGUCGGGGCUGCCGAGGCACUCUCGGAGGUGUUCGGCCGCCUGCCGCGCGACGCGAGCGGGCGGGCCGACCUCCUGAGCGUCUUCGGCAUGGAACCGCCCGCCGCCGCCCCGGCCGUGGACGGCGCCGCGUGCGCCGCCUUCCCGGCCGACUACGUGGAGCGGCCGGCGGACCUGCCCCCCGCGUCGGACGACGACCUCGCCGAGGCGGAGCGCAGGCUGCUGGAGGCCGAGGCCGCCGAGUCGUCGUGGCAGGCGGACGUGGUGGCCAUCAACGUGGUGCGGGCCGCGGUGCUGCGCCAGGCCGGCGCGCACGGCGGCGCGGAGGGCCACCGCUGCCUGGCGGCCGCGCCCCUGGUGGCCAGUGUGGCCAGGAGAUGCAGCUCGCGCCGCCCGGCGCUGUCCAAGUCCGCGCUGCUCGCCAUCUCAGAGAUCUGCGAGGGGGCCCCCGCUGGAGGCGAUUGGGGCAGCGCUCUGGAAGAGGGCCUAGCAGGCUGCGCAGCGGCCCUGCGAAGCGGCACGAAGGCCUCGGCGGCGGCGGCCGCCGCGGCCCUCUCGGCGCGCGCGGCGGCGGAGGCCGCCGCGUCGCCGGCGCCGCAGCCGCAGGCACGACGCGGGGCGGGCGGCGCGCGCCUCGAGACGGACGAGGCGCCCGGGCGUCCGGGCGCCCGGGCGUCCGGGCGUCCGGGCGCCAAGCCGGGCCUGGGUAAAAUUGCGCCAUCCCUGUGCCUCCAGCUCAGGCGGCAAGGCGGGCAUGAUGAGUUCACAGGUUGCCGAGGCACGCCGUCUUUCUUGGUGGAUUUCCUCAAGGCGCCGCUUGGCCACAAGCUGAUUGCUGUCAACCAGAAGGGGGAUCUCACCUCGGUCAGCGGCGGCGCAGUUUUCGCAUGCGUUGGAUGCGGAGCCUGGGCGCAGCAGCGGAGGAAGCUCAAGUUGCGCUCUGCAUGUGUGGCACCGACAGCGAAGGGGGCUGAGGUCCUCCACAACUUGAGGCAAGGAGUGGGUCCUCAUAAGAAGCUUGCCAAGUUCAUCGAUGCCACCGUCCAGCUCAAGAGGAUAGCGCGCGAGGAGGCCAAUCCAGUCACGGUCACCACGUCAAUCAAGCGUGCUGACCCCGAGGGCCCCUACAUUUUCGAGGUGCGCAUGGCGGCCCUGCACGAGCGUAUCAAGCAGAAGAAACUUGAGCGGCAGCGUCGGGAAGAUGAGCGCAACGGUAUCCUUGGGCGAAGUUCGUUCGUGAGCAUGUCUGAGGAGAAUGCCAGGCCAGUGAGUGCUGGCGGCGAAGCAGGGGACAUUGACACGUAA